AAUGCCAUAUAUUGAUGACUGACUCAACUUCCAACUAAUCCUAUCAUUUCAAUUAUUGUUUUUUCUUAGGGCCACCACACACUGUUGAUGGACUAUAGUUCCUCCCUUCACAGGACCACCCGAACGCUGCCGUUUUUACCUUUCGCGGUAAAACCUAAAGCCCCCCAUUCCUUACUUACCAAUAAUUUUACUGGCCGGAGGUCCCUCCAUCGGAGCCUCGUUGUUGCGAGGGCGGGGCCUAGUCACUGUGAGUUCAGUAGUAGCCCGUUGAACACGCCGAUCGAGUUGAACUCAGCGGCCGGCAAGUUUUUGAGCAGCGUCUUGCAGAACCAACGGCAAUUCUUUAAUGUGGCGGUGUCUGAUGAGUUGAAACAGUUGGCUGAUGAUCGUGACGCGGCCGUUACUCGGAUGUUACUGAGCUCUGGCUCCGAUGAAGCUUCACUUCAUAGAAGGAUUGCCCAGUCGAAAGAACAUGAAUGCCAAACUGCUGUUGAAGAUGUUAUGUACAUGUUAAUAUUUUACAAGUUCUGUGAGAGCAGAGUUCCCUUGGUACCAAAGCUCUCUAGAUGCAUCUACAAUGGCAGACUAGAAAUUUGGCCUUCAAAGGUUUGGGAACUAGAAUCCAUUCAUAGCCUGGAGGUUUUGGAGAUGAUAAGGGAACAUAUCUCUACUGUUAUUGGCUUGAGAGCUAAUUCCAGUGUCACAGACAAUUGGGCAACGACUCAGAUACGACGACUCCACCUUGGUCGUGUAUAUGCUGCUUCAAUCUUAUAUGGUUACUUCCUUAAGUCAGCUUCAUUAAGGCAUCACUUGGAAUGUAGUCUUGCAUUAGCACAUCAAGAUCUUCAUGUUAGUAAUAGGAACUCCCUUCAGCUCCCAGAAAUGUGGCCAGGUGGAAUGAAAAAUAUUGUUUUUGGCCGCAUUAACAAUUUACAAUCUGUUGCUUUGGGUCAAGGGUCAACUAAACUGGAAUCAAAUCGAGAAAAUUUGAAGUGCUAUGUCAUGGGGUUUGACUCAGAAACCUUGCAGCGAUGUGCAAAACUGAAAUUUAGGGAAGGAGUAAAUUUGAUUGAGAAGCACAGCCUUGCACUCUUUGGGGAUGAAAAGGGUUUGCUUGUGACUGAUGAGGUGAUCUCGACGUCAUUUUCAAGCCUGAAGAGGUUGGUUUUGGAGGCAAUUGCCUUUGGAUCUUUUCUUUGGGACACAGAAGAAUAUGUGAACUGUGUAUAUAAGCUACAGGAAAACCGUUCAGAGGGAUAGGUAAACUAUAAAUAAAGGUUGAGGUGGUUGUUUUCUUGUACAUGGAGUUUGGAUUAGAUUGUGAGCGCUCAGUGAUUUCCGGUUUCUGGUCGAAUAGUGUAUAUUGUUUAAUAAAUAAUAACACUUGUAAAAUCAGUUUCUACCGGUAUUUGUUUGUAAAUUUCAUGUCAUCAAUUAUUCCAUCGUUCAGUUUGAUUAA
Messenger RNA from Mangifera indica (mango), 1459 nucleotides. RefSeq names its product UV-B-induced protein At3g17800, chloroplastic-like. The transcript has 2 exons. NCBI's taxonomy places the organism in Eukaryota, Viridiplantae, Streptophyta, Magnoliopsida, Sapindales, Anacardiaceae. The coding region runs from base 88 to 1260 and encodes 390 amino acids. The record is from RefSeq and is a predicted model, not a curated record.